AUGGUGCUAUUAUCGCCAACCUCAUUUUAUAUGUGUCUCAAUCUCUUUGUGGCACUCACUGGCAGUUGUGUGCUCCGUUUGCGAGAACUGGUCCUUAUGAACGUAACCCAGGUCUCUGGUAUGGCAUUAGUGAACUCUACGUAUUUGGACAAGAACAAAACCCUGGCCAGAAUCCCAGAGUCCAACAGGCUUAUUGAGUUUGUGCUUGCCCUCAUUUUCCUGGGCCAAUGCAGUGCAAAGUAUGCGUUCCUCAGUAGAACAUAUUGGAAAUUGGAGCAUGUCAUGGCGUUCUUUACAUCCCGCAGGAACUAUGCCUUAUGCACUCCGGACUUAACUGGUUCAGUCAGCUCAAAAAAUCUGUCUCCUAGCUUUACGUUCCUCGAUGCCAUCUACUUUAUUGUCAUUCGCAAGCUAGAAGACAUCGAUUCGUUGAAUCCAGCGCUUCCAAAGUAUUUGCGACACACUGUGGUGUGCGGGCAUAUUGAGCUCGAGCUCGUUCAAAAGUUUCUGCAAGAAUAUAUUGCCAGAUCAGAUUCUAUUACUUUUGCCUCGACAAUUGCCAUUUUGCACAGCGACGAGCCGUCCAUGGAGAUGAAGGCAAUGCUGCAGGAGUCAGAGUUUGUUAAACAUGUGUUUUAUGUCAAAGGCCACUCUACUGACUUCAGUGCGCUCAAAAAGGUGCGAGUUGAUGUGGCCAAGUGCGCCUACAUUUUGGCGGACAAGCACAGCCCUGGAUCUGGCGUUGAAGAAGACGUCGGUACUAGAAUGACUAUGAUGGCUGUGAGCGUUUUUGGAGUAUCCAGCAAUCAAGCGCAUCAGACAGAUAAGCGGCGGAAAAACUUGUCGCCCAAGAUUAAGGUGUUUGCACAGACCCUUUUACCAGGCAGCAUAUCUCAUUUAGCGUACCCGCAGACUACCCGUGUAAUGUGCGUCGACGAGAUGCGCAUGGGGAUAAUGGCGCAAAACUGUGCUACGCCCGGGUUUGCCGCUCUGGCAUAUAUGCUGUCAACGUCAGUGUCCAAGCAUGCGGAUUGGGACCUUUCGGGGGCCUUGGAAGAAAACAUUGCCAAAUCAGCAGGGCACAACAUAUCUUCUGAUUUCAAGCCCAGAUACUACCAGACUUUGUUAGCACCGAGAAACUACAUGUUGCAAGAGAACAACAUUCUUUUUUAUAUAUCGACCGAAGACGAUUAUACGUUCAAAGAUAUGAACGAUGGUGAUCGCAAGGCUCUCAGAACCAAAAUUGUGCCGAGAGCCAUGCAGUACACCGACGUGGAUGGGUUAACCUUUGGAGCCAAUCCGCUGUCACCCAUGCCGAACCCGAGUAGUUUUUCCGAACGCAGUACCAGCGAGACUUCUGUCCACAACAGCCCGUCUCUGCAAGCUGCAUUUACUGACAACACCCCUGCUACAACGCAAUCGCACCAGUUUGAGUUUGGAGGGCGACAAAUUAACUUGGUACCGCAGGACAUGCACGGUCACAUUGUCAUUUGUGAUACCAGCAACUCAUUUCCGCGCAACAUUGAGCUACUGGUGCAAGCGCUGAAAAGUUCUUUUGCAAACAAAAGUCUCGGCAUCGUCAUACUGUCGCUAGGCGAACCAGUCAAUCAGCGCAAGCUUGUAUUGGCGGCACUGACAGCGCUGACACAGCAGCCAUCCUGGCAUACAUAA
Molecule: messenger RNA, 1671 nt
Organism: Kickxella alabastrina
Lineage: Eukaryota; Fungi; Kickxellomycota; Kickxellomycetes; Kickxellales; Kickxellaceae
Exons: 10
Coding region: 1-1671 (556 amino acids)
Biological process (GO): potassium ion transport
Cellular component (GO): membrane
Source: RefSeq, a predicted model, not a curated record